This is a messenger RNA of Schistosoma turkestanicum, 536 nucleotides long. NCBI's taxonomy places the organism in Eukaryota, Metazoa, Platyhelminthes, Trematoda, Strigeidida, Schistosomatidae. The record is from the annotation of a GenBank genome assembly.
AUGGAUUUAAAUCCUCCUUUGAAGCAUCGUUUGAUGCCAUUACCACAAGUGGAAAAGAUCAAACUGGAAAUAGCUGAGAAAGAUAAAGAUCCUGAGUUACAUAAAUUUUUGACAUACUCGCUAGAAAAAGAUAAAAGAGAAAAUUUGGAUUUAUUAAAAAUUAAGCGAGCUCAUGCAGAAUAUAGAAGAAUGCAAACUAAACUAGACAAAUUACCAAUUCCACGGGAAUCACCGCCUGUACCAGAUUUCAUGGUUAGCAAUAAGUUAAAACUAACACAAGGCUACAACACUAUGAAAUCUUGUGUAGAGAGCAGCGUAAUACCUCAAAUUCAAGAUAUCUGGUUGCAAAACAUUCUGGCUAUGACUCCACCAAAUCUGAAAAUAAGGUGGGAACAACGGCUAAAUGAAGUAUUGCUAGAAAUUAAAGAAAAUUUUAUGGACAGCCUAAGAAAGUCUUUGACUUCGCGGACCCUAAAGCGGCCAUUUGUUUCUCAAUUUUCAGAAGAUGAAUUUGCUCUCUCAAAAAAAAUGCCAAG